GCUCCCGGGUUCUGCUCCCGCCGAUUUCCGUAUUGUUGACCCGAUGACAGCCAAGGAAACACGUACAAGUUAUUUCGGUGAUUUUCCUGCAUAGCCAUGGGUCAAUAGUGGUUUCAAGAAACCAGCCGCGCCUCGUGCGCCCAGUACACCAGCGAUGAUGACUUCCCAAGUCUACCAAACCAGCCUUUUGGCUUACAUCCAACUGACACAACAAGAAGACCAAUAUGGCCAAGAUCACAGAGAUGGCUGCAGGGCCGCUGGCCCUCGAUUCAUUGUGGCUUGAUGAGGCCACCUCACAAGCCAACAGCUCAGGAUAUGGAGCGGCGGGUCCAUUCGGCUGGGAGGACGCUGCUGGCGUUGACUUCGCCGCCGAGGUGGAGUCUGUGUCGCGGCUGUUCCCCCACCUGGACGGCCUGCCCUCUGAGCUGACUGGGGACGGCCUGCUGGGCGUGGCUGAGCAGUCGGCCGUGUGCGGCGGCACGAGCGUCGCGCUGGGCGCCGCGGGGACCACCUCGUCCCUCGGCUCGCCCGCCGACCCGCAGCCGUCGCCCGGCGACCAGUGUCUGAUGUCCCCAUCGGACGCGCUGCUCGCCUCGCCCGACCCCAGCCUGGGCUCCUCGCCGCUGGAGACGUCCCCGUCGCACGCGGAACUGCGCUCGGUAGGCGACUGGAAGGUUGCCACGAGCUCGGCACCGCGCUCGGAGAUCGUCCAUAUUCAGAGCGAUAACGCCAUCACGGACAAAAUCACGACUUUGAUUGACUUUGUGCAGCCGGCGCGUGCUGUGUCCACCAAGCCGCCGCCGGCCGAGGAGAUCUUCGUCUCCCCGUCUGACCUGGAGAUGAGCACGAGCAAAAUCACAGACACUUCAUCUGCUGAGUACCCUACGAGCUCUCCGGUGGAGGUGACCUCUCCGGCCGCUCAUGAGACCGCCUCCGGGUCGCCCGAGGAGGCGCUCUCACCCGAGAUCGAGUUCCUGGCGUCCUCAGUGGAGGAAGACGAGCACACGCGUAUGAUCGAUCAGGCGUUGGAGGAUCUUAAAACCCUGGAGAGUAUGUGUGGCAUCACAUCCGACCCCACACCUUCCGCAUCAUUAUCAGCAGGGUCUCCAGCGAGCGUUACCAACACGGCCACCACCCCACGCCUGGCGCCUUCCUCUGCUGCACCCACAACUCCUAAACCAGCCGCCACGGUGACCCCGAUCAAAGAGGAGCCCAUCGACCAAGACGAGGACAUUUCGAUUGUGGAGGAGCGCCCUGCGCCCCGCCGCCGUCGUCGCCGUCCUCCGCGCGUGGCGGUCACCCCCGCCGCCAGCCCGGCCACCCAGAUCGUCAUCAUGCUCACCAGCGAGCAGUUGGCGGGGAUUCAGCGCUCUGGACAGAUUGUGCUGAACGCCGCCGCGCUCCAGCCGAGUCUGGCGGCCGUCGAGGCGCUGACCUCGGGCGGAAAGGCGCCACAGAAGGCGCAGGCGAGCGGGAAGGCGCCACAAAAGGCGCAGGCGAGCGGGAAGACUCGCGGAAAGGCGUCUCAGACUGUGACAAAGGGACAGAGCGGCGCCAGAUCGGCGUCUGUGGUGAGGAAAGUCAGCAGCGCUUCGAGCACCAUCACCAGCGCUUCGAGCACCAUUACCAGCGCUGCCAGCACCAGCGCAGCCAGCACCAACACCAGCGCUGCGAGCACCAGCGGCACCAAGGCGGUGAAGCGACCCCAGGUCAUCGUCAAACAGGAGUCGGCCAAACGAGCCAGGAUCGAGGGGAAGUCAUCAGUCAGCUCGAAAGACCCUCUGUCGGGAUGGAUGGAACAAAAGCUCCCUCCGUCGGGCGUCGGCUGGGACCUGCCGCUGCUGCCGGCCCAGGCUCUGGAGCAGGACAUGCCGCUGCCCGCCGACGGUGGCUGCAUCCCGGACGACCUGCAGGACGUCCUGCUGGACGGCCCUGACGCCGGCGCGGUGCCCUCGCUGCCGGCCGACGCGGCUGACUGCCUGCUGGAGGAGCUCAUCUCUGGCUCGGUGCGCGAGAACCCGGGCCUGUUUGACGGCGUGCCGCCGGUAGGAGAGGUCGUCAAGCCGGUGGAGAGCGUGAUGCCGCCACAGCCGCUGGUGGAGGAGAUGGGGCAGAUGGUGCCGCCGCUGCAGCAGCAGCAGCAGGGAGCGCUGGGGAGCCCGCAGCCGGUGCUGUUGGCCCCCGCGCCCAUCGGGUUCAGUCUCAGUCCGCAGCAGCAGCCGCAGCAGGUGACCCUGGAGCCGUGGUCGCCCACUCUGUGCCCGUCGCCGGACGACAGCCCCAUAUCGCCGGCCUCCGAGUGCUGCUCUCCGGAGCUGGCUCCGGCGCCUGACUGGCAGCCCGGGCCGGCCGCCAGGCGCGGCGCGCGCAAACCGCGGCCCUACGACAAACCGGCGCGCGGCGGCGCGCGCCGACAGCCGCUCACUGAGGAGGAGAGACGCGAGAGGAAGAAGGAACAGAACAAGAACGCCGCCACUCGGUACCGUCAGAAGAAGAAAGUGGAGCACGACCUCGUCAGCGGCGAUCAGGAAAUGCUGGAGGCCCGCAACAAGGUACUCCGCGAGCGUGUUGGCGCCCUCAGCCGCGAGCUCAACUAUCUCAAACAGCUGAUGCGGGAGGUGCUGCGACACAAGCAGGUCUCCGCCUGAGCCUCCGAGGGUAGAGGAAGGAGAGAAGAGAGAGUGGAGAGUGAGGACAGAGAGAGGAGGGAGUGUGAGAGAGAGGGGCGGCGGCGGCGGUGAAGGUUUCGCCGCCCGCCGCCGCCGCCGAUAACCGUGACUUAGUGAGGUGAAGGUGCGACCAACGAAGAUAAACGGAGACAAACACAGGAGACCAGAGAUGACCAGAUGAGACAAGGAGACCGAAGGAGACCAGGAGAGACAAGGAGACUCAAACACCAUCAGGAGAGGAGGAAGGGGAGCGAGCGAACCCCGGCGGUGACGCGGCCGCGGUAGGGGCGGACCUUAUGACGGCCGCACGGCCCGAUCUCCGCCGCCGCCGCCGCGGCCGCUGCCGCCGCCGGGCCGACCGCGCGGCGCCACUCCCGCCGCCGGUGGCUCCCCGUGGAGAGGUGGCGGCUCGCGCGCCGAAAAGCGCGCAAGCGUAGUGAGGAGGCGAGCGGACACCGCACGACGCGGGGGCCGGCCGGUCCUUCCGAGGGAGUCCUCUCGAGAGAGGAGUAGUCCUCACGAGAGGGGCGGACCUCGGAGGACAGAGAAAGAGAGUGCCCGUGGCCGGCGGAGGUGGCCCGCCCCGUAGUGUCACGCGGCGUUCACAAUGGCGAGUGAAUGUGGAGACUAGAAACAUUACAGUGUCGAGGAAAUUAGUGCUAGUUGUGACCGACUGUGUGCUUCAAAUUCUCGCCCGGCGCGCGUUUCACCGUAGUGCUACAUGUCUAGUGUUCAAUGUGGGGACUCGUGGAGGCUCUCCCGAGUCCUGACGUAGGUUUAAGGUUUUCCGCUGACUGCGGGGUGGCGCCACUGUCCGCCCGGCGCGGGCGCGGCCCCUGCGCGCCGCGGAGUCCGCCCGCCUCUGCCCCCGACACAGCCGGUCGGUCGGACCGUGGGUCGGCCGACCGGCGCCCGCGCUCAGCGGCCUGCUCUAUACACCGCCGGCUGGUGACUGUGUCUGUCACUGAGAGAGAGGAGGAGAGCGGCUGAGGGGUGCGGGACGGCGCGUGGGGGUUUAGUGUGCCUGUGGGCACACCUGGGCCCUGUUUCACGGCUCGCUUAUAGCGGCUACUAGCCGCUGGUAGCGUGUCAUGAAGCAGGUCCCAGAAAUCACCCCACGCGCUAGCCCACACCUCCCCGCUGCUUAUCCCUGGGAGGUGCGCCGGACUGCGGCGGCCGUGGCGCGCGCGCGGCGAGCGUGGCGGCCUCUGGCGGCGCCCGGCGGACCUCUGAUUGGCCCAGACGCUGGGCGGGGCAGAACGCUGCCGGGGCCGCCGCCGCCGCCACCGGCGGACCCCGCCCCGCGUGCCGUCCGGCCGCCGGCGGACCCCGCCCCGCAUCCCACUCUGGGUGCUGGCGGCGAUUGGAGAGAGAGGAGGGGUGUGAGUGUGGAGAUACAGGAUACUGGCCGGUGGAA
Amphibalanus amphitrite is the source of this 4086-nucleotide messenger RNA. RefSeq names its product proteoglycan 4-like. Lineage: Eukaryota; Metazoa; Arthropoda; Thecostraca; Balanomorpha; Balanidae. Gene Ontology annotation, biological process: regulation of transcription by RNA polymerase II. The transcript has 6 exons. Gene Ontology annotation, cellular component: nucleus. Gene Ontology annotation, molecular function: RNA polymerase II transcription regulatory region sequence-specific DNA binding; DNA-binding transcription activator activity, RNA polymerase II-specific. Bases 225 to 2648 code for a protein of 807 amino acids. The record is from RefSeq and is a predicted model, not a curated record.